GGGAUAGCCUAAGUUUAGACCCGGCGACGAGACUCCGGCUGAGUUCAGUGCGGGACCAUCAUCCUCUCGAAGCACUUUCUCCGCGUCGGACGAGCUCAUCUCGUGUCCGGAGUCUCGCCGCGUCGCUUCAAGAGUCGAGAACGGCUCACCGUGCGCGGAGUAAAGAAACACGUGCGGGAGUUCAGCCCUUAGUCCACGGCAGAAGAGAGGAGAGACACAGAGAGUGUCCUACGUGCGAAGAUCACGAUGACGACGUACACCUGGGAUAACCGCGUCAAUUUCAUAGUGAAGCUCCUGUAUGAUAUAGACAACAAUGGGCAGCUGGACAAGCACGACUUCGAAUGCAUGGCGUUGCGAAUGACGUUGAUGGAAGGCAAGGGCGAUUUCAAUUCCAAUCGAUUCCAGGAAAACCAGCACAUUAUGCUCUCCUUAUGGGAGGAAAUAGCCGACCUGGCGGAUUUCGAUAAGAACGGCGUUGUAACGAACGAGGAAUUCAAGAAAGCCGUGCAAAAAAGUUGCGUCGGUCGCGCCUACAAAGAUUUCCCUCAGGCCAUGAAGAUGUUCAUCGAUACUCACUUCAAGAUACUCGAUAUAAACGAGGAUGGAGUGAUUGGUGCCGAGGAGUUUCGAUACGACUGCGUCUCAAGGAUUGCCGUGGAUAACGUAGAGAUCUUGGAUAAAGCUUAUCAGAGUCUUCUGAACGAUGACGACAGGAAACGCGGAGGCUUGAAUUUGUCGCGUUAUCAGGAAUUAUACGCGCAGUUUCUCGGCAAUCCCGCCGACAACUGCUCGGCGAUCUAUCUCUUCGGACCAGUGAUGCAAGAAUCGUAAUCCAAGAACCCGUUGUUCACAAAACGAUAUAAAUCCUCACAUCUUGUACAAAAGACAUAUACGUGUAUCUAUAUAUAUAAUGUAUUUAAUUUAACGUCUGUAUUAAAUCUCGUAGAGAAAACUAUUGUAAUAAAUCGGAUAUUUUAUCAUAA
Harpegnathos saltator (Jerdon's jumping ant) is the source of this 983-nucleotide messenger RNA. RefSeq names its product Sarcoplasmic calcium-binding protein 1 (gene Scp1). NCBI's taxonomy places the organism in Eukaryota, Metazoa, Arthropoda, Insecta, Hymenoptera, Formicidae. Bases 247 to 831 code for a protein of 194 amino acids. The transcript is spliced from 5 exons. The record is from RefSeq and is a predicted model, not a curated record. Gene Ontology annotation, molecular function: calcium ion binding.